AUGAUGUUCAAAAUUGUACUUUUAACGAAUGUUGGUGGUUGUGCUGGUGACCGUGGAGGUGGUAUUGUUGGGAACUCCGGUGUUCCAAACCGCAAGGCUCGAAGAGCCAUGGCUCACCAAGCCAGAACUUCCGCUGUAGGAAUACUUUCUGCUCUCGUUGCCGCCGCAGGCCUGGCGAGAGCCAAGGCCGACAAAAUCGCCGCAGAUCUGGCCCUCUCUCGUAGCCACUCACUCGUCAUCGCCGCUAUCGCCACAGAAGAACAUGCCGUCACCGCCGCUGCAGCUGUCGCAGCUUUUCGUGCAUAUCAAAUCGCCGCAAAAGAAUUUGAAGCUGUCGCCAAAGACAUCGCAACUCCAGCCCCACCCCUCCCACCAACCCCCGCCGCAACCAUCAAAGAAGAGCCGUUUGAUUUCAUUGGUAUUCGUGAUGAUCUGGGGGAGAUUACACUCCUUGAUGCGACCGCGUUGGUACUGACCAUGGUGGUCGUGGAGGCGAUCUUGGUGAAACUGCCGGUGUUCCAAAUCGCAAGGCUUACGAUACCAGAGCCAGAACCUCCGCCGAAGGGAUGCUUUAUGCUUUCACUGCCACCGCUAGUUAAGGCUGAGAAACUCGCCGCAGAUCUGGCUGCUGCUCAGCUUAAAGGAGGUCUUCUCGCGAUCGGAAGUCUCCACCCACUCUCCAUUGUCGCAGACCUGGCUCUUGUUCGCGGCAAAGAGGAUUUACUCGCAAUCGGUAAUCCCAGCGCCUUGCGCAUUGCCGCAGAUCUGUCUGUCUGCGGCUCAGCAGAAAGCGGCCAAGGCGGCCACCGAAGUUGUCGUUUCUCUCUUCAGUCAGCGCAAGCCGCCGCAGAACAGGCCGAGGCUGCUAUCAAAGCCGUCGCAGCAACCCCUGACGCUACUAUUGCCACCGCUGCAACGAUCAAGGCGGAGCUGCUCGAUUUCAGGGGUUUUGGUGACAGCAUACCUGUCAUUAAUCUCACCAAAUAG
Messenger RNA from Sclerotinia borealis F-4128, 987 nucleotides. The record is from the annotation of a GenBank genome assembly. Lineage: Eukaryota; Fungi; Ascomycota; Leotiomycetes; Helotiales; Sclerotiniaceae.